Molecule: messenger RNA, 2991 nt
Organism: Melanaphis sacchari
Lineage: Eukaryota; Metazoa; Arthropoda; Insecta; Hemiptera; Aphididae
Gene: Mcm6
Product: DNA replication licensing factor Mcm6
Exons: 13
Coding region: 310-2832 (840 amino acids)
Biological process (GO): mitotic DNA replication; double-strand break repair via break-induced replication; DNA replication initiation
Cellular component (GO): nucleus; MCM complex
Molecular function (GO): single-stranded 3'-5' DNA helicase activity; ATP binding; single-stranded DNA binding
Source: RefSeq, a predicted model, not a curated record
UCUGAUAGACAACAACAAAACAAUAAACACUAUUACAGUCAACACUCAACAGUAUAAUAAUAUGCUAUAGGGAAUAGGGAAAGAUUGUCCGGCUGUUGAAAAUAAUUCCUAGCUAUUUAAGUUUAUUUUGUGAAUCACAGUUAAUAUUUUUCGCUCACUGUUUAGUGUUUAGCCGUAUUGUCAAUUCCUAAAUCGUAAUUCGCUUUUUCUCUCAUCGUCGUCUAUGUUAAUUUUUAUAUACAUUGUCGUGUAUUUUACAAUAAUCAUUUCUUGUUAAAAUUAAUCUAAUCGUUGUACCUAUUAUUCAAUAUGGAUGUCGCAGAAACCCAGACAGGAGUCAACAGGGUACGUGAUCAGUUAAAAGUUAGAUCACAAAAAUUAUUUCAAGAUUUCUUAGAAGAAUUUGUUGAAGAGGGUUGUAAUGAACCUAAAUACUUGGAAUCUGCUAUUGAGAUGACAAAUUCUGAACGUUUCACAUUAGAGGUUAGUUUCCUUGAUGUUGAAAAAUUCAAUCAGAAUCUUGCUAUCACCAUUCUUGAAGAAUAUUAUAGAGUUUACCCAGCUCUGUGCUUAGCUGUUGGAAAUUUUGUAAUUGAUCGAACUGAAGCUACAGGAAACCAACAAGAUUAUUUUGUGAGUUUUGUAGAUGUUACCACUAGGUUUAAUGUAAGAGAAUUAACAACUUCUAAAAUUGGUGAGUUGGUACGUAUUUCUGGACAAGUUAUUAGAACACAUCCUAUUCAUCCAGAACUAGUAGCUGGACAUUUCACUUGUCAAGACUGCCAGACAGAUGUUCCAAAUGUUGAACAACAAUUCAAAUAUACGCAGCCAACUAUAUGCCGGAAUCCAGUUUGUGCCAAUAGAAGGAGAUUUAAUUUAAAUGUUAAUAAAUCUCGAUUUGUUGAUUUUCAAAAAAUUAGAGUACAAGAAUGUCAAUCAGAGCUUCCUCGUGGGAGUAUUCCACGAAGCCUUGAAAUUAUCCUAAGAAAUGAAAAUGUUGAAACAGUACAAGCAGGUGAUAGAUACGAUUUUACUGGUACACUGAUUGUGGUCCCUGAUGUAAGUGUUAUGUCCACGCCUUCUGCAAGAGCUGAAUCUGCUUCUGGACAAAAACGAGGAGAUGCAAAUAAUGAAGGUGUCAAAGGAUUGAAAUGUUUAGGAAUCAGAGAUUUGAAUUACAAAUUGGCGUUUUUAGCAUGCAGCUUAUCUGUAACCGGUUCAAGAUUUGGUGGAAGUGGUGAAAUACAUAAUGAUGAAUUGACUGUUGACUCAAUUGAACGUAUGAAGAGGCAAAUGACUGGGCCACAAUGGGAAAAAAUAUAUGAAAUGAACCGUGAUCGUAAUUUAUACCAGAAUUUAAUAAAUAGUCUUUUCCCUUCAAUCCAUGGAAAUGAUCAAAUUAAAAAAGGUGUCUUAUUAAUGCUUUUUGGUGGAGUUCCAAAAACAACAUUAGAAGGCACUACUCUUCGUGGAGACAUUAACUGUUGUAUAGUUGGUGAUCCUAGUACUGCAAAGUCUCAGUUAUUGAAACAAGUCGCUGAUAUGUGUCCUCGCGCUGUUUAUACUUCUGGGAAAGCAUCUAGUGCUGCUGGUCUUACAGCUGCUGUUGUAAGAGAUGAGGAAUCUUUUGAUUUUGUUAUUGAAGCUGGAGCACUUAUGUUAGCUGAUAAUGGUGUGUGUUGUAUUGAUGAAUUUGAUAAAAUGGAUCCACGUGAUCAAGUAGCUAUUCAUGAAGCUAUGGAACAACAAACUAUAUCAAUAGCAAAAGCUGGUGUUAGAGCAACUUUAAAUGCUAGAACAUCGAUAUUAGCAGCAGCAAAUCCUAUUAAUGGCCGGUAUGAUCGAAGUAAAUCAUUACAACAAAAUGUAUCUCUCUCAGCUCCAAUCAUGUCUCGUUUUGAUUUAUUCUAUGUUCUUAUUGAUGAAUGUAGUGAAGUUGUUGAUUAUGCAAUAGCAAAGACAAUUGUUGAAAUCCACAGUAAUAUGGAAGAUGUAACUGAAACACUAUAUAGUCAAGAAGAUAUUUUAACGUACAUUGGUUUUGCUCGUCAAUUUAAACCUCAAAUCACAGUUGAAGCUUCAGAAAAAUUAGUAAAUGCAUAUGCUCAAUUAAGACAGCGUGAUAGUCAAUCUAGUACAAAAUCAACAUGGCGUAUAACAGUAAGACAACUUGAGUCAUUAAUCCGCCUAUCUGAAGCAAUGGCUAAAAUGGAAUGUUCAGAUCAUGUAACACCUAAACAUGUGUCUGAAGCUUUCAAUUUACUUAAUAAGUCCAUAAUUCGGGUAGAACAACCUGAUGUUAAUCUAGAUGACGAUGAUGAUGAUUUAUUAAAUGAAAUACCUGAUAAUGCUGAUGGUAAUUUACUAUUUGUAUUAUUAUUUUUAAUUUAUUUUGUGUUAAUAAUAUUAUGUUAUUUAGGAAUGGAUGUUGAUUCUGUUGAAGAACCAGAAAAACGAGGAUUAACUAAAAAAAAAUUAACACUAGCUUUUGACGAGUAUAAACGCAUUACUAACAUGCUUGUUGUUUACAUGAGAAGUGAAGAAGAAAAACGAAUAGCUGAAAAAGGGGAGAGUGAAGAUGGUGGGUUAUUACGUAGUGGUAUAAUCAAUUGGUACCUAGAACAAAUUGAAGAUCAAAUCAAUGACGAAUCUGAGUUGUUGGAAAAGAAAAGUUUCAUUGAGAAAGUAUUGGAUCGAUUAAUUUAUAAUGAUAAUGUACUAAUUGCUUUAUCCCAAUCAAAAUCGCAGUCCAGUGGUAUAGAACAAGAACAAGAUAUUGUUGAUGAAGAUCCUAUAUUAGUAGUACAUCCUAAUUUUGUGGCUGACCUUUAAUACAUUUUAUUGUUAUUGUAAUUUUUUUUAUUCCUGAUAAUCUUAGUAUUCAUUUAAAAUUAUUUAUACAUCAAUUACAAUACCGAAUACAUUUUGUGAGUUGUAACCAUGUUUUAUUUGCUAAUAAUAUUUUAAUGAAUAUAUUGAAUAAAAAGUGUA